This is a messenger RNA of Phalacrocorax carbo (great cormorant), 2420 nucleotides long. Lineage: Eukaryota; Metazoa; Chordata; Aves; Suliformes; Phalacrocoracidae. The record is from RefSeq and is a predicted model, not a curated record.
CCUGCUCACUCAAACAAGCCAGCAAAGCUGUGCAAGCCCAAGACAGGCACGAGCUGACAAGGAGGGCAGGGCAGUGGAGAGCAGCUGAAGACCUUCAGACCCAUUCAAAAACCUCCUUUUCUGGAAUCAGCCUGCAGACAUGCUGGUAUCCAGGAUGGAGAGACAAGAUAGGGAGACCCAGGCCAGUGAGGUGGAGGGCCUGAGUGGAAGAGCCGAUGUGACUCUGGACCCAGCCACUGCCAACCCCUUCCUGAUCCUGGCCGGCGACCAGAGAGGAGUGGGACGCGGGGACGAGUGGGCCUCACUGCCCAUGAACCCUGAGCGGUUCGACACGGAGCCGUGCGUGCUGGGCAGCCGGGGCUUUGCUGCAGGGAGACACUGCUGGGAGGUGGAGGUGGCCGAGGCUGGGGACUGGUGGGCUGUGGGGGUGGCCCGGGAGUCUGUCAGGAGGAAGGGGGUCCUCAGUUUUACUCCCCAGGAGGGGAUCUGGGCUGUGGGGCAGUGGUUUGGACAAUACCAUGCUUUCACUGACCCUGACUGGACUCCCCUGCACCUUGCCUGCCUCCCCAAGGCCAUCCAGGUCUGCCUGGACUUUACAGACAGGCAGGUGGCAUUUUCUGAUGCUGAAAACAAAGCCCCAAUCUUUGCUUUCUGCCUGGCUUCAUAUCCCAGGGAGAGGCUACACCCGUGGCUCUGGGUGGGGGUGGACUCGUGGCUCAAGCUGUGCCCCUGACACAGAGGGAGCACGGGCAUCAGGGGGAGACUGGAAAGGCAAACACCAUCACCUUGAGUCUUGGUGCUGGGAACUGGGAGGGUCCUGCAUCAUGGCAGCUUCUCCUCGCAUGGCUCCUCUGGCCACCAAACAGGAUGACGGGCAGGUCUUGGAGAUGGAUGCCACCAAAAAGCCUCCUUCACCCCCUCACCCCACAGCUGGGACUUGCAGAAACAACAGGAAGCACAGAUUCUGUGCAUGGAGGAGCUUGGUGCCAGGUGGCCCCAGGGCAGAGAAGUGGCACUGAGUGCCAGGCGUUGCAGAGCUGCUGUGUACAAGGCCAUGAAAAAUACAGCAGGUUCAAACUCCGUAAAAGGUACUGGAGUAGCGCCUCUGGCUCUUUUUUCAAUUAAGCUUAAUCAUUAAAGUUAAAAAAAACAAACUCCAAACAUAGCUGGAUGCUGGAGCUCAUGAUAACUCUUAUCUUCUCCAUACAUCCAAAGCUUCUCCUUGCCUUAUUUCCAGUUCUCACUGACAUGUGCAUUAAGCAUAUUUCUUAGAGCAGAGCACUAGUAAAAGCUAUAGGGACAGCCAAGGAAGGUAAGCAAGAAACUGAGAAGUGUCUGACGUCCACAGGUGAGCCAGUUCCCACAGAUCUGCUGUUCUUUAAUCAUCCCCCUUCAGGUCUCCCUUUCCUCACAUAGAAUAGACUAGAAUAGUGCAGCUGGAAGGGACCUACAGUGAUCAUCUAGUCCAGCUGCCUGACCACUUCAGGGCUGACCAAGAGUUAAAGCUUGUUAUUAAGGGCAUUGUCCAAAUGCCUCUCAAACACCGAGAGGCUUGGGGCAUCAACCACCUCUUGAGGAAGCCUGUUGCAGUGUUUGACCACACUCUCACUAAAGAAAUGCUUCCUAAUGUCAAGUCUGAACUUCCCAUGAUGCAGCUCUGAACCAUUCCCACACUUCCUGUCCCUGGAUCCCAGGGAGAAGGGAUCAGCACCUCCCUCUCCAAGUCCCCUCCUCAGGAAGAUGCAGAGAGUGAUGAGCUCACCCCUGAGCCUCCUUUUCUCCAAACAGGACAAACCCAGAGCCCUCAGCCAUUCCUGAGGACAUGUCUUCCAGCCAUAGAUCUGCUCCAGAGAACUGGCAUUUUGGGGAAAUGAUGUUCCCAGGACAUGCUAGAUUUGGGAAAGGUGGGGGGUCCCUAUUCCCAGGGACCUUGCUUUGUCCUCUCCUACCUCCUCCUGCUCUUUGAAAAAGAAAAGGUGAAGAUAGGGAAAUGGGAACAUCACCUGGGUGCAGCCUAGAUUUCAUCUUCUGCAGCCACAUUGCUGCUUGGACCCUCUUAGUGCCAACUCAGUUGUCACCUUUGCCUGUGCCCAGCUGCCACCACAGCAGCAUUAGUCUCCUUGGUCUACUCCAGUAGCAGGAAGGAGUUGCAGCACCACAUCAGGCAUAAAUAUCCUGCCUGGGCACGAGGAGAUGGGCUCACCAACCUCUCUGGCACUGCACAGGGACAGGCGACAUGUCAUCGUACCUGGGCUCUGCACAUCCACGGGACCAGCAAAACAACCCAGGGGUCUGUCCAAGGAGCCAGUCCCAAAACUCACACUCCUGACAGAGCACAGAGGUGGGGCAAAUCCUGGUAGGAACGGACGAGGUCUCCGAAUGGCUGCCCACACUGUGGUGGUGGCACAUCCUCAGCUCCU